Pseudomassariella vexata is the source of this 561-nucleotide messenger RNA. RefSeq lists its product as uncharacterized. The record is from RefSeq and is a predicted model, not a curated record. NCBI's taxonomy places the organism in Eukaryota, Fungi, Ascomycota, Sordariomycetes, Amphisphaeriales, Pseudomassariaceae. The coding region runs from base 1 to 561 and encodes 186 amino acids. The transcript has a single exon.
AUGCCUCCCAUCAACACCUCUAUUGCCCGCCGCGAUGACAACGAGGAUGGCAUUGGUGGAUCCGACACCACCAUGAACCUUUUGAUCACUUUUGUCGGCCUUGCAUUCGUCGCCCUCCUCCUCACAGCCACGCUAGUGCUGCUGCGGAGAGUGAGGCAUCGCCAGAAGAUGGCACACAACGAAUCGCUGCCGCAGUACAACGAUGUCAAGUAUGGCGACAACCACAACCGCCGCCGCCUCACAAUCACGACCCCCGACGGUCGGUCCAGUAUUUUGGUUGUCGACAACCGCCCCAUGCUGUCGGACCCCAACUCUCCGCCUCACUCGCCCAACAACGUCCCCGAGAUCCACAUCACCUUCCCGGAUGAGCAUGACGAGCAAGGCCACCGCAAGAAUGGCCGCGUCAUGGUUGUACGAGUUGGUGAGACCUCGGUUGGUCUUGAGCCUGUCCGCGAGGAGCAAUUACCUGCAUACGAGAAGCAGAGCAGCCACGGUUUCUAUUCCAUCGAUAUGGAUCACAUCGGUGGAUUGAAAGAGAAGGACCACACCCAGUCCCAGUAA